Manduca sexta (tobacco hornworm) is the source of this 2931-nucleotide messenger RNA. RefSeq lists its product as uncharacterized. NCBI's taxonomy places the organism in Eukaryota, Metazoa, Arthropoda, Insecta, Lepidoptera, Sphingidae. The record is from RefSeq and is a predicted model, not a curated record.
AUGAUAAACAUACAAGAUGGCUUCUAUUUUCUGUUUUUGACGUUUAAAACAGUUGAAAUUGAAUUUCUAUGUGUGACUGACUCUUGAUUUUAUAAUUUUUAUAUGUGUAAAUAUUUAUUAAUAUUGACAUACCUAUUUAACUGAUCUAUUUUCUGUAAUAGUUUUACCAUGGAAGUGGAUGGGGCUGAAAGCUGGAGUAAUAACUCCUCGGAUGGUGGAAAGUUUGCUAAUUUGAAAGCAUUUGUGACUGCUGCGCGGGAAUUCGAAGCCUCGCACAGUGAAUCUGCUGUAAAUUUGAUGACUCGGUAUUUAGGACUCAUAGCUUCAUCAUGUGAUCUGUCAAUAUUCUCCCCUGGUCGUUCAGAAGUGUGUGCAUUCUUUAGCUCACUUUGGAGGGUGAUGUCGGAUAGACGAGGACCUCAUUGGGCUGGUGUCGCUGUGUUGGCACGAGCCUGUAUAGAGCCUAAUGCUAGACAUGCUCUUACACAUACUUAUAGAUUUAUGCCAAUACUAGCUAGAUUAUUAUCAGAUGCUGUUUCAAAUGACAAGAAAAUAAAACUCUUAUCUGUUAUGCAGGAUAUAUCAUAUGGAAUAAAAAUAAGUUGGCAGGAAUCAUAUCUAUCUGGACUUAUGAAGCAACUGACUGACUGGAUAACACAGCCAAUGACUGAGCCCCAACACAGGACUAUUGGUCACAAAUCUCUCACAGUGCUGGUCAACGUGUGCUACGGAAACCUGCCUGCUAUAUACGCACUCAUGAGGACAGUUGAUACAAAGGAUUUUGUAGUUCAUUUAAUAACUUUAAAGGAUGGUGGUUACGGUGGAGUGGAGGUGUGUAGACUGCUGCUUUGCCUGUCCGGGGCGACGCGCGGAGCGGCGCCGCGACAACCAGACGCUCAUAGCUACCUCUGCUGCACCAUGCGGACAUUCAACAAGGCCAUUGUUGAAAGAGACGCAGUACAACUUCUGCAUGCGUAUACAUUUAUCAACGAUCUCUGCACGGAUGCAAAUCUGCGCACUUUCGUUCUCGCGUAUCCACACUUCAAUCAACCAUUACAAGAUGCAAUCAAGGACAUAGAGGAUUUAUGUUUGGCGUGCCAGGACGACGCCGGCGAACCAGAGAACGCCACCAAUUGUCUGCGGAAUGUACUUAAAUUCCUCACAGUUUUAAUUAAUUUAGAUCUGUACUCGCUGAGGUGUCACCACGGUCCUUUGAUAUGUCUAUGUGUGCGAGCCAGCCGUUGCUGUCUGCCCGAAGCGCUGGAGUUGUUUGCUGCUGUUGUCUCACAAUACAAAGAUGAGGGUCGUCUUCCGCAAGAGUUGAUCUCAGUGAUAAAUGAAGGGCUGCCGAGUCUGCUGGUGCCGCCCACGCUUGAGCCGGGGAAGGCUGGACUGCAAUGGUUGCAAGUAGUGAGUGCCCUGUGCGAGUCGAGCGAGACGCAGGAGCGAGUGUUGCAGGAGGUCACGCCGGACAACUUCGAGGACACCUUAUACAGCGUGCUCCAGUAUACAUCACAGAACGGUCCAGUGGGUGCGGAGGCAUCACAGCAGGCCGUUGUGGUGGGAUGUAAGACAGCUUUGUCCCUCGCGCCUAUGUCGAGGGAUUGGGAGGCGGCUCUCAACAGGAUGCUGGCCCAUCAUCAGGUUAGGAAGUUGUUAUGCGCUGGCAUUACGAGUACCAAUGGCGUCAGGCGGCGACAAGUGUUGCAACUAGUCAAACAUCACUACUUCCCAUCAGAUCAGAUGAACCAGGUAUUCGGUGAAACGCUCCAUGGCAUGUCUGAAGUGAGCAUCGAAUCUCUCGGUAACCUGAGUCAGGCGAGCGGCGCUUGCGCAGCGCGCGGGGAGUGUUGCGGCGCGGGCGCGGGCGCGGGCGCGGGCUCGUGGUGCGGCGCGGGCGAGGCGCGCGUGGCGCCGGCGCGGGAGCGCGCGCUCGACCAGCUGCUGCACGCGCUGGCUGACGCGCUGCGGGACGGGAAGAUAUCUGACAUCGCGACGUCGAGUGUAAUGGAGCUCUACGGAUACAAGAUGACCUGUCUGGAACAGAGACUGCAUUCACACACGGUCGCUUUGCAGGGUGCGAGCGAACACAUGGCGUCCCUUCAGCACGCACUCGCGUUGCUGCAGGCGACCAACUCCUCACAGCAAGACGUUUUAUACUCCACUCAGAUGCAGAGUGAAAGACAUAAAAAGACGAUUGAAGAACAACACAAGCAAUUGGAAGAUGCAGAGACGACGUUACGUGGGUUUCGAGCGAAACUGGCGGCGGAGAGGCUCGACAAGGAGAACCAGAAGGAGAAUUUACACAAAGAGUUUAGGGCGCAACUGACUAAUAUUGAGAACGAAAUGAAAGCUCGCGAAAAAGAGGCGGAGGAGAGAUUGCGAGUCGCGGAAGCUGAAAAUAAAACGCUACAAAAGAAAUUAGAACAACAGACAAGCAAAAACAGCGAGCUGGCGGGCGUUCUGAUAAAGUUCGAGGAGCGAGUGAAGCAACGCGACAAGAGGCUAGAGGAGGCCGCCGCCGCAGAACACGCGCUGCGCAGGGAGAUAGAACACAGGGACACGACGAUAAAACAACUAGAGAAGACCGUGUUGGAACGUGAGAACCGCCUGUACCAGGUCACCACGCAACUAGAAGAGAUGAAACGAGUGCAGGAAAUGGUCGCGAAGCUGAUGAGCAAGAGCACCAGCUCGAAUUCAAACAGCAGUUAGCUACUACUGCCGCCCUGAUGCCGAGAGUGAAUGAAACCAAGCCGAGGACGCUCCAUUCCCGAGUGAAUGAAAUUGAAACUAUUUAUAUUCUACAUUGUGAAGAUAUUAUUUUUAUAAAUUUCAUAUUGUGUAUAUGAACUCAAUUAUGGUAUGAUAUGUGACUGAUGAAGGAUAUUUGUAUAGUAUAUUUUGCGACAAAUAAAUUGGAUUGAUAUAAAA